AUGUAUGAGGAGGACGUGGAUGAUGCUACUCUGCGUUUGCUCGUGAAGUACGUCUUGCGGCAGUUCACUCACGUAUCCAAUUUGGGUACCCGUCACUUCUUGGACGCCAUGUUUCUGUGGUUUGUUUCCUUCUGUGUGAAGAUAUUGCAUACUAGGGCUGACCAUGAGUCGAUCUGCAAGCCGCAAUCGUUGUUGAAACGCGCCAUGCCACAGCUCGUCAAAUAUGGAGGUAAGAGUCACCCUGUGGUUAGCACAGAAAGCUCAGGUUACGAGGGACCGACUACAGACAUAGAGCCACCGGCGCUGGGAACGCCAGCCAAGAAGAUAGACGCCCGGGCCGGGGAACAGGGACGCGAACAGCAUCAACGCAGCGCAGGUGUGUAG
This is a messenger RNA of Babesia sp. Xinjiang, 384 nucleotides long. RefSeq lists its product as uncharacterized. The transcript has a single exon. NCBI's taxonomy places the organism in Eukaryota, Apicomplexa, Aconoidasida, Piroplasmida, Babesiidae. The record is from RefSeq and is a predicted model, not a curated record. The coding region runs from base 1 to 384 and encodes 127 amino acids.